Ananas comosus (pineapple) is the source of this 2177-nucleotide messenger RNA. Its product is annotated as serine/arginine repetitive matrix protein 1-like. Lineage: Eukaryota; Viridiplantae; Streptophyta; Magnoliopsida; Poales; Bromeliaceae. The transcript has 4 exons. The record is from RefSeq and is a predicted model, not a curated record. Bases 57 to 2099 code for a protein of 680 amino acids.
AUUUUUUUAAAAAAAAAAUAAAUAAAUAAAAUAAGGGAGGGGAAAGCACGACGGCUAUGGAAUCUUCAGCCUCCUCUACAACCCAGAAUGCGGAGGACUUGGAACUUGAACAGGUGCGGUCAGAUCUACAUGCCUUGAAGAUAUUGUAUGGGCUACUCCGCAAGAGGGAGAACGACUCAGAGAACACACUUCGGGAAACUGAAGAUUGGCUAGAUGAGAAGUCGAGGGCUUUUCUAGUGAAGCUGCUCGACGAGGCUACUCGGCGGGCUCUCAGGAGACAGGCUAAGAUGCUAUCGUGCGCCGUGUUAUCACCUUCAAUAUUGGAUUUGGCUCAAAGAAGGCGACUGGACCAAGCCAGUGAUUCUGCCGUAGAAGAGGUCGCAGUGUUGGACUAUCACCGUAAAUGCCAUCAGUCGGAGCACGCGAGUUCAACGGCAGAAGCUUCUCCCGGCGGUAACCCAGGCCCAUCUCGCGAGGGACUCCGUUUGUUGAAACGCCUCGAGUCGCGAAGGUCCGUUCUUAGCCAGGAUGGCUCAAAGCACGGCCAUGAACGUCCGAUUCGUCGGGACCUCGAUCGUGCCGGUAUCGACCGUUCGUCGGAGACCAGGAAGAACGCCGACCAUGUAAUCACUCCUGUUGAUGAGCUGACGCGUCAACAACAUCUACGGCCAAUUGCGAAGCCGCCUUGUAGGAGCCCCACAAAGCAUGCUGCGGUGGCCGCCGGCUAUAACUCAGGGGAGCCGGCUCACAAGAGAAGCCGGCUUGAGUCAGAAGAUGAGCGACCCGGUCGGACUCCAAGCCGGGUCCGCACAGAUCGCCGGACCGAACGCGAGUUGACUCGGGUCAAGAGUAACAGGUUUCCGAAGGAACCACGGGUCAAGGAGCGAGCAGAGCGCGCUCACGGGCCCGAGCUAAACGUCGCCGUGCACGUGCUACGUAGGAGCGGGAGCCUAAAAGGUGGACGGCUCGAGGAGCCUGGCUCUCCAGAUCGGAGGGCCCAGAUUUCGCAACCUAAGAAGCGAGCUGAUCAAGGAAAGGUUGAGGGAAAGGAAAUCGUCAAACUUUCCAGCAGACGUAGUAGGAUCGCCGCACCGGAAAAGCCGCCGAGUCGCGAAGAAGCGCGAGUAGAUCGGGUUAAGACGAGUCGCGAACUCGGUCGUCGACGUUCACGCCUCGUGGAAAGAGAGAACGGAGGCACGACCGAUCGGGUGGGCCCGUCGCGGACAAACCGGCCACCCAUAAACCCGAGUAAGACGAGGUCCAGCAAGGCUCGUUACUCCUCUUCAUCUGGCAGCACAACUCGGUCGUCGGACUCAGGGAGCUCUCCCGGAACCACAAGUGCGACCGAGUCCCACUCGUCGACGCGGAGCGCUCGUGAGAGAACUGCGAGUGCAAGUGCUUCAGCAAGGAACGGCAAACACCGAGGAGAGGUCCCGCGACGAGCAGUGGGUCCCAGCGUGCCACGUCGGCACCAGGCGGGGCCGAGUCAAGCAGCUCCAACGGGCCACCAUGCGUCCGAAGAGAGGCGCCCGCGACGUCGGAGACCACCUGCAGCUGCCAAAGCGGACCGCCUGCAGAUGAAACCGGCCGACCAGCGAGAAGGCCGGCUGAGGCGGCUCAGGAACAAGCUGGCGAUCGUCUUCCACCACCAGCACCGCCACCACCAUUUCCAUCACCACCACCACCAUCCGGGACACGCGGACGGCGACAGUUCGAGCCAGGAGGAGGGGGAGGAGGACGACGACGACGGGGCCCACCGCCGGGAGAACCAUCACAAAAGAUCCCCGUGGGGGUACCUCCGUCGGAUCCUACACCGCGCGAGCGAUGAGGAGGAUCGCGGGGAACGAGCGGCGGAGAAAGUGGUGCCGGCUCACCACCAGCACGGGCACGUGCGCGCGCUCUUCGAAGCGCUGCUGACCCACGUGUGGGGCACGAGGAGGAGGCGGAGGAAGCCGGUCCGAGCGAACCGGCCCGGUGUUGGGAGAAGCGCGAGCCGGCUUCGGCUGAGGAAGUUGCAUUGGUGGCAGAGGCUGCGGAGACGAGGUGGCGUGAAACUGGGCGAUAGUAAGAAGCCACCUCUCAGGCUGGGACGAAAAUAAGAUAGAGAUUUUCCGUAUCAUUUUGUAAACAACACUUACGCAGGUGUUCUAUUUUAUUAUUUUUAUACAUUGUUAAAA